This is a messenger RNA of Closterium sp. Yama58-4, 1080 nucleotides long. Lineage: Eukaryota; Viridiplantae; Streptophyta; Zygnematophyceae; Desmidiales; Closteriaceae. The record is from the annotation of a GenBank genome assembly.
AUGGCUGUUUUGGUGAAAGCUGGUUUCACCGGCUCCAAAGGCAACUACGUCUUGGGCAGAGACUCCGUUCCCAUGAUGGCUGCGGUGAAGGAGUUGGUCAAGAAGCACAUUUUCCCGUGGAUCGAGGAGCAGGAAGCAGCGAACCAUCCGCACGUUCUCACGCUGCGAACUCUCAACGACCUGAUUGUGCAGGAGUUUUCGGCCCGACAUGACGCCGAGCAGACCAUCAUGUGUCUGCGGUCACAGCAGGAUCACCAGCUUGUCAGAGCGGCUGCGGAGGCCAACAAGGCAUCUCGGACCAUCCGCAAGCUGGAAGAAGACAACAAGGCGAAGGAGGACCUCCUCCUGCAAAAGGAUGCUGUCAUCGCGGAAAAGGACACAGUCAUCGCGGAAAAGGACGCUGAAAUCGCACGCCUGCGUGCGUUACUAGAACAGCGUGCGGCAGGAACAUGCCCGCCCGCGGAUGUCUCCGGCCAGUCACCCCCGCCUGUCCAAGGGGCCCCAAAGGUGGAACCCCAGCAGCCCGCUGACGCUGCGUACGAGAAGGAUGUCGUGGCUCCAUGGAGGAAGUGUCAAUCCGUGGAGCAUGCAUGGGUGCUGUGGAACCUCCAAGGACGCGGCGACCAAAGACGCCUUCGAGACCGCUAUGGGAAAGACCCCUGCUUCGUCAAACGCCACUCCUACGACGGUGGCUCCAAAAGCGUGGGCGGGAUUACUGCACAAAUGCGGCGCGUAAAGAGGGUGAUGGACGCGGUGGAGGCCCUUGGGGAAACCACGCAGGUCAGGCAAAAGCUGGAGUCCAUUCUCGGGCGAACCGGGGGGUGGAGCACGUUCGCAGACGGCAUCGGCGUGGUCAAGAUGCCCGGGAAGGUCGAGCCAGAUGGGGACGAUGGACUGGAGGCAUUCACGUCAACGCAACAUGACCAGCUGAAGGUUGCGCGGAUGCUCGUUGAGUCGGAGCUGCGAACGGAGGACUGGCUAAAGAAAAAGUUCCCUACAACGUGGCACAAGUCCCCUGCCCCCAAGCCCCAGAAGCCAAAGGCGCCUGCGAAAAAGCGCCAAAAGGUUGCUAACACGUGA